AUGAUUGAAGAAUUGAAUUUAUAUUCAAAUGUAUCAUCACAAGCUAACACAUAUUCUGAAGAAGAUAUGCCAAUAAAUACAGAACAAGAUCAAAGUAAUCAUAAAUGUAAAAAUGUUGGUCAACCAAGAGAACAAAUUUGGAAGUAUUAUAUAACCAGUAACAAUAUCGGUUCUCGUAGUGCAUCUUGUUAUUAUUGUCCAAAGUCUUGGAGUUGUGGAUGUCCUGGUGAAAUGGAAGCUCAUCUUGCUAAUAUUUGUCCUAGUGUUCCUAAGAAUAUUAAAGAAUAUUGGCAAGAAUCGCUUUCUAAAAAAAUUAAAUGUGAACAUCCAAAUAUAUUAACCAAUCAAAAUAUAUUUAAUCGUAUUGGUAAUGAAGAUUUUUUCCGGAUGUGUAAAAUGGUAUCAGAAAUCUUCAACCCUAUUAAGGAGACUAUUAAUAUUAUGGAAUCAAAAACAGCAAUGAUGUCAGAUUGUUUUAUUGGAUUUAUUAAAUUAGCAGCUGCAAUUAAUCGAAUAUCUGAUGACAACAAUUUAAAAAUAGAUGCUAUUAAAAUAUUUAAUCGUCAGUACGAAGAAAAUGACACAAUAAUUCCAAGCAUUGAUGAGUUAUUAUCUGAUUAUGAAUAUUUACCAUUAGGGACAUUAGAGAAUCAAGUUAACAAAUCAACUAAUAAUACAUUAGAGGAUCAAGUUAACAAAUCAACUAAUAAUACACUCAUGAUUUCGGAAACAAUAGAUAUUACUAAUCUGUCAUUUUCCUCUGAUGGUCAAUUGCAAGUUAAUAUGCCAACAAAUAGUAAUCUUGUCGAAAACCAGAAUUGGCUUGGAAAUAUGAAUAACAACACAGAAGAUUUAGUAAAUCGGAUGUUUGAAAUGAACGAUGAGUAG
Messenger RNA from Cetraspora pellucida, 888 nucleotides. The record is from the annotation of a GenBank genome assembly. Lineage: Eukaryota; Fungi; Glomeromycota; Glomeromycetes; Diversisporales; Gigasporaceae.